Eublepharis macularius is the source of this 2235-nucleotide messenger RNA. It is a transcript of the gene PRR7, whose product is annotated as proline rich 7, synaptic. The transcript is spliced from 3 exons. Lineage: Eukaryota; Metazoa; Chordata; Lepidosauria; Squamata; Eublepharidae. Bases 1185 to 1904 code for a protein of 239 amino acids. The record is from RefSeq and is a predicted model, not a curated record.
UCUCUUUUUGCUGAUCCGACACCAAUCCAUCUCCAUUCCGGACGGAACGAGGCCCGGGGAUUUCUCGGAGGAGAACCCCGCUAAGCCCCCCGAGCUGGGCUGGAAGGGGCCGCCGCCGCCGCCAGGGGGAGGAGCCAGAAGGCGGGGCCGGCAAGGAGCGAGCGAGCCAGACAGGAGCUUGGAGGAAAGGGAGAGAGCGGAGCGCUCGACUCGGAGGAGACAAAGAGUCCCGGCACCGCCCGCGUGGAGGCUACGGCUCCGGGCGAUGGGCAAGGCGAGCGCUGGCCAACACGCCGGACCCUGCGCUCCCUGAUCGCCGACAGAGCGCUCCGCGACUGUGUCCCUGCAGUGCCGGACCGAAGGCUAGGGAUGGCUCUUCCGAUUCCCGAAGAUGGGGCUCCCACCGGCGAUCCCUGAACUCAGCGCUGGAGGCGACGGGAAGGCGGAGAGACCCACUUGCAGCCCGUUCCUGUUAACGCGAGGAAGAGAAGGCGCCGCCGACCUGCCCGGGCUGCGCGCUCAGAGAGAGAAUUCCUGUCAGUACUGCUGUUGGUCCCCAAAUGCCCUGACCCAGCGAUGGGAAGAAGUUGGGCUGGGUGCUGGUGUUACUGGUCGUGUCACCCCAAGUAUCCGAGAACUCUGCCCCUCCAAGAAGAGAGUGCAGGCCGUGCCCACCAGCCUUCUCAACACCCUCCUGUCCUCCACUGGGCGCCUUUAGGGGCAAGAACUCCCCCUCUGUGAAAGACCCAAGUUUGUUCCUGCAUCCAGUGAAGUGAUUCCAUGGCAACGGCUGCAGAGAGCGUGCUGGAGGCUGCGUGACUGGAAAGGGCUGAGCUGCUGCAGCACACGGGCCUUGGCUCACAAUUUUAUUGCCUUGAUUAAAAAAUGCCAAGGAUGGCACCUGGAUUGUAGUGUGGCUAAGAGCGGGUUCUGUCCAUUACUUGCCGAAAGUGAGACAGUACGUUCAGAUGAAAGCACAGGGGAGGUUUUGGAGCUAAUCAACAUGACUGGGCCACAAGGGAAACAGAGACAAAUUCAUCUGCAGAACUAAGCUGUUCCUCCUGCCUGUUGCAGAAGAUCAGAGAGAGGGUUCCCACCCACCCCGGCCAGAGCUGAAGAUCCUCGUUUCCAAAACCUGUUGAGAGAAACUUCUAAGGGCCCUCCACCAUUUCUAAGGCGUGAAGAUGGUGAUGUCCCACGGCACCUACACCUUCCUCACCUGCUUUGCUGGCUUCUGGCUUAUCUGGGGGCUCAUUGUGUUGCUGUGUUGCUUCUGCAGCUACCUGCGGCGGCGCAUGAAACGGCGGCAGGAGGAGCGGCUGCGGGAGCAACACCUGCGCACCCUGGAGAUGGAACCCCUGCACUAUGAGGGUUAUGGAGGCCCUGCUUAUGGGGGCCCUGCCUAUGGAGGAGGUUACAUGAGAAGCCCACCAGGCAUUGCUGUGCCCCACCGAAUCCGUAUUGAGCCGCAUCGCCCCCACCUCCCACCCCCGAGGCCCUGGAGCUGCAGGCAUGAGCCGGAUCCAUCCAAGCCCCCUUGCUAUGAGGAAGCAGUGCUGAUGGCUGAGCCCCCCCCACCUUACAGUGAAGUACUGACAGACACACGUGGCUUGUACCGCAAGAUCAACGCUCCCUUCCUGAGCCAUGAGCCACCAGAGAAGCAGGAGCAGCCACCCAGCUAUAAGCCCCUCUUCUUGGACCGGGGCUAUGGCUCAGCCCUCCACCUGUCUAGCUCAGCCAGCCGGGGUCCCACGUGCACCAAUAUCUACCUGGAGUCGGAGCAUGCGCAGCGCAUCUUCCCAAGCUGGACAGACUCAGAACUCAGCACCCGAGACAGCUAUGAGCCUGGGCCCUGGCACCUGCCUGUCUCGAUGCCUUUAUUUGGCAGGACUACGGCAGUUUAAUAUGCCAGGCGUGCCAUAUGCUGCGUGGGACUGUGGCUGCUGCACAGAAGCUGGAUCCUGGCAGCCUGUUUCCCUUGGGCUGUAGGAGCGACAAGCCCCUGAGCCCAAGCCUUCCAGCCAUGCCUGGGCCACAGGCCUUCACAGUUGCUAUUGACCUCCUGGCUGGGGUGAGGUUGGGGCUGGUCUCCCCAAUCUCGCCCACUCCCUUUUUCUGGGCCCACUACAGGCUCUGUUGGUGCUGACUGCAAGGUGGCCUCUGACUUGGCCUAAACUUUGUUUCCUAUUUUUUUGUUUGUUACAUUUUGACAAUAAUAAAGUUUGUGGAACCUGA